This is a messenger RNA of Tigriopus californicus, 1322 nucleotides long. RefSeq lists its product as uncharacterized. Gene Ontology annotation, cellular component: membrane. Gene Ontology annotation, biological process: sodium ion transport. Lineage: Eukaryota; Metazoa; Arthropoda; Copepoda; Harpacticoida; Harpacticidae. The coding region runs from base 210 to 1112 and encodes 300 amino acids. Gene Ontology annotation, molecular function: sodium channel activity. The record is from RefSeq and is a predicted model, not a curated record. The transcript has 4 exons.
UUCAAACGCGGAAACGAGAAUUGUCGGUUGAGCAAACAACAGUGGCUGACCUAAAAUUUCCAAGUGUGACCAUUUGUCCCGAAUUUUCCUCGCCACCCUCAACUUGGUCGCAGGAGCAGAUUAAUGUGGGAUCCAAACUGGAACAUUGGAUCGACAGAUACAUCGAAUCAGGCGACGAAUCAAUUGAAGGGGCUCUUACAUUUCAAACCAUGAUUGACCUUAUGCCUCGCACACACUUUGUGAUGGACGUUAAGGAUCCAUUUUUUGGCAAUGGUGCGAUUGAUAUGAGGGAUCCAAACAACUUUCAACCUCAGGAAUACAACAAGAUUUGGACUUCAUACAUCACACCGAGCAAACAAUUUUCUUGGCUAACCAUAACACAAUGUCUCACUUACACCUCUCCAAAUUUCACCGAACCUGGGCAUAAGCUCCAAUUUAUCCUUCAAGGGGAUAAAACGUCAUGGUUCCAAGUUUUUCUUCAUGAAAGGGAAUCGUUUUUCCCUUCAAACAACAAAUUGUAUGGAUCUGAAUUAUUUCCGAUUCAAGUCGAGAGUGAUCGUUCCGUGGAGUAUGACUUAGUAGCGAGGCGACGAAUUGCCAUGAAUGCGGAUCCCGUUCCCUGUCAUGAGAUCGAGCCCUAUCCCUUGUUCCACGAGUGUCUCGACGAUUAUGUGGAACGGACCAUAGGAUGCGCCCUCCCUUGGCGCAAUGGUUCCAAUCCCAAAUUUGCCAUUUGCCAAACUUCCGGUCAGUUUCUCGAAUAUUGGACCAUGGUGGAUCACUUAAUUGAUUGGGGAGAAUCUUAUUUGUACCAAAUUACUGGAUGCUAUACCAAAUGUCGAAGACACUACUUGAAAGUAUCCAAGCACAAUACGAUUAAGGCCGGAAAUGACGGCAAGAACGCAGUUUCUUUCAUAACCUUCGUAUAUAAAGAGCCAGAAUUGUCCAUUGAAACUGAGAAUCUCGCCUAUGACAGCCUUGAUCUGAUUGGAGAUAUUGGAGGAUAUUUGGGUCUUCUGUUGGGAGUGUCAAUCUUAACGGUUUGGGAUUUAUGUCACAACUUAGGCCUGGUCCUUGUGAAGAAGAAAAACAAUACAACUUGGACAAUCUAACGAGAACUUACUUGAGUAAUUUUUCAUUCUCCCUCUCAAGUUUUCUCAUGUCAUUGGAGGAUAAAGAGGAAUGCAUGCAACAAGUGGAGUUGCAAGUGGGAUGUUGUAUUAAUAGUUCUAUAACAAUCUGCAACAAUUAUCGGCGAUGGUAAAUGUGAUCCCUUUAGUGUUUGUUGAAUGACAUGACCUAUCUAUCUUUACAUUGAUAAA